Molecule: messenger RNA, 495 nt
Organism: Necator americanus (New World hookworm)
Lineage: Eukaryota; Metazoa; Nematoda; Chromadorea; Rhabditida; Ancylostomatidae
Exons: 1
Coding region: 1-495 (164 amino acids)
Molecular function (GO): nucleic acid binding
Source: RefSeq, a predicted model, not a curated record
AUGGGUCCUCUACGUGGUGAAAUCCAUGAGAGGAAGAUCAUGCUGAGCGUCUGGUGGGGAGUUCAUGGAAUCUACCGUUUCGAACUGCUGCCGGACAACACGACAGUUACUGCCGAAGUCUACAGCGCUCAACUGCAAAGACUGGCCGACAAGAUCCGCAAGGAGCACUUGAAGCUCGACAACAUUCGACUGCUGCACGACAACGCGCGCCCUCACAUCGCGAGGAACACUUCCCAGAAAAUUCUGAAGCUCGGAUGGAAAGUUUUACUGCACCCACCGUACAGCCCGGAUCUGGCCUCGAGCUACUACCACCUCCUCCGAUCGUUUCAGCAUCACUUGGAAGAGGAGCGAUACGAUGAUCGUGACCACCUCGAAAAUGACGUCCGGGCUUUCUUCGCCUCCAAGUCGCCGGAGUUCUACGCCAAAGAAAUCCGUGAUCUUGCGAGAUGUUGGCAGAAGGUUGUCGAUGUUGAUGGAGAUUAUAUCGUCGAAUAA